AUGUCAUCAAACGCUUCCUCGAUCGACGGGCCCUCAGCGCUGACCUAUCGUCGUACUUUUUACAUCAUCACUGCGUUUGCUGGCGCUCUAGCUCUCACGCAGCUUCGUCGAUACUUCUUCCCUCCUCCUUCGGCCUCGCAGACUCUCCAUCGACGAAAUGCGGUGCGGCACCAUAGACACCCCCAGAGACGGGGCGGGAUAUCUCUACCAAGCGGAGAAACAUAUGAAUCGUCUAGCCCGGUAGCGCCAUCACUUGCGCUGGCUCAGCGGGAGCAGGAGGGCAGAGGCUAUGGGCGGUUCAGCAUCCAGGUGGAUAGCGACCGAUCUCUAGAGUGCUCCCUUCUGCCCUCGCAGCUGGCCUCUGUUGAACGAAUACAACGAGAAGUCGGGGCAAACUUGGAGAGCGCGAACUUGAUGCGCCAUUUGAUAGAAGACGAGUUCCUUACGCGGUUUCUGAUGACCGAGUUUCCACCAUCGCAUGUCAUCCUUCUCUCGACUGGAGAAUGGCGAUAUCUACUAAACGAGCUUACAUCCCGUGGAAUAUCGGAGACUGCGGUUAACGAUGCAUUCACGAGGUUCAAUGAGAAUCCAAAUUUCGGUGAAGAACUGAAUCGCGAGGGGGCGGAAGAUCAAGGCGCGAAUAUGGUGGUGAACAGUAAUGCUAUAUCAACGGAGCAGCGCCCGCCACAGCCUGACCUAGGAGACACGACCAUAGAUGACCAGAGUUUGUUUUCAUGGAGAGAUGGUACAAACGAUACAGCUCCGCCCAGAGAAGGGCAGAAUUUGUUGAAUCUGCUCUACCAUAUCGCUGAAGAUCAGGCAAGGCGCGAUGGCUACAUACAUCGGGGGGUAACAUGCAAUAGCUGUGGUGUUAUGCCAAUCCAGGGGAUUAGGUACCGCUGUGCAAAUUGCGUGGAUUACGACCUUUGUGAGGCAUGCGAGGCAUCGCAAGUCCAUAUUCUGACGCAUCUGUUUUACAAAGUCCGGAUACCUACUCCAUCAUUAGGAAGUGCGAAACAGGUCCAGCCAGUGCUAUACCCGGGCAAGCCGAAUCUGCUUCCUCAUACUCUGCCUAGAAAUGUAGCAAAGAGACUCAAGAAAGAGACCGACUUUGAGAAUACCGAAGUGGACGCGUUGUGGGACCAGUUUAGGUGUCUAGCAAAUGCUGAAUGGCUUAACGAUCCGAAUAACCUCCUACUGGCAAUCGACCGUAAGACAUUUGAUAGAUGCUUCAUCCCAAAUAGGCCUCCACCUCCGAGCCUUAUUUAUGACCGGAUGUUUUCCUUCUAUGAUACCAAUGGUGACGGCCUCAUCGGAUUCGAGGAGUUUUUGAAGGGUUUGGCAAGCUUUGGUAAUAAGGGCAUGCACGAGAGGCUCAAGCGAAUCUUUGCCGCUUAUGAUAUCGACGGAGAUGGCUACGUGGAACGGAAAGAUUUCUUGCGCAUAUUUAGGGCAUAUUAUACCCUGAGUAGAGACUUGACCAGAGAUAUGAUGGCCGGAAUGGAGGACGAUUUCAUGGAAAGCGGGUCUCGAGAUGUGGUAUUAGGGAGCCAGCCUGUAAGCGCUGCAUUUCCUGGGACCAUACCUGGGCCAGAUCCGUCCAGAGCGGGUGAAGGCAAGCGCACGAACCUGCAGGGCGAUCUAGAAAUAAUUGAUAACGAGGGGCCCUUGAGAGAAAAUAGCGACGAAAGGGGCGAUAGAGAUAUUGUUUUGGGAGAUGCAGCCAUCAGGGACACACUUGGGCCUAAUCGACCUCGCCAGCGACAUUCGUCACGGGCGGACAGGCUAUCUAGUGCUCAGUUCUAUGGCCCUAUGUCGAGUGAUUGUCUUGUCGAGCGCAUGGGAGAAGGUUACGACAUCCCUUGCUGCGAGACGUAUCCUUGCGAGAGCCUCUUAAACUGGCCUCCGGCUGAACACGUUCAGCGCGAGGAUAUCAUCAACGCUCUUGGGGCUUAUGUACCCCUAGAAGAUGUUACCGAUUUCGUUGAUAGGGCCAGGAUAGGAACAUGUCUUCUCGAGAGACUUCAUGCGGCUGAUGUAGAGCACCAGUCGAAUAUUAGGCGAGAGGGGAUUGAAGAACGGUGGCGAAGGCGAGCCUUUUACCUUGAUGAAGAAGAGGGUACCCUGGGGCGGUCAAGUUAUCAUGGGAACGAGGACGAUUAUGAAGCAACAUCUGACCGAGAAUGCAACGAGGAUUCAGAUUGGCAUAACCCUACUCCAAGAUCUAGAUCUUCUUCCAAAGUUCGCUUCCAAGACGAUGUCACAGACAACGAAUAUGAGACCCGCUCUAAUCAGUCUACAUCGUCACGCAGCAUCCCAGUAGGCGAGCGCUGGGGUGGUUAUGAGAUCCCGGAGGUUGAACGUGACGCGGGGAAGGAGAUUCUUUACCAAGUUACUCAGCAAGGAUUAAACGAGUUACUGGAUCUCAUUUUCAAACCCAAAGAAGACCUUCUCAUGGAAGCUCACCGCACCCGCGCAGAAAGGAAACGAUGGUCCAAGGAGAUUGAAAGGUUUCGAGAGUGUCGUCACCGAUCCAAGGAUACCGAUAAUUAUGAUGCCGGCGUCCAGGCUGGAGAGGAGACGGAGAAUUCAAUGCAAAUUCCUAAAGAACUAUUGCUUGAGAGAGGCAUUACUAUUGAUCAGGAAUUCCUCGACGGGCUAGAUCGAGAAGAUGAGCUUCACCAGGCGGAUAUGUCCCACCCCGAAGGCAGCAUAACAUCAGGACAUUCAAGUGAACCGGAAGUUGAAUAUUUCCCGCUAGCACCCGAGAGUGAGGCUUUCCAGGGCGAAGAUAAGUAUUCGUUGACUCUAGACGACAAUACGCCCGAGACGCCUGACCCUACCCUUCCUCAAAAUCGGCCAAAUGACGAAGACCUGGUAGCACUGACAUGCACACCACAUGUUGAUGAAGUAUCAUCUAAUGCCGAUCAUCCUCAUUCGCAUUCUACAGAACCUCGUCCAAUAUAUGAAUCAGCGUCAACGUCCACAUCUACCUCUGCACCUUCUCGCCGCCAGUCCAGUAACCAACCUAGGUCACACAAUCGCUCAUUGCCCCUUCGGCUUCGAUUUCAGCAGUCACCGCCACCAAAUCGUGCGAGAACCAACUCUGGCUCGUCAUUAGCGUCAUCUUCUUCCUCCCCGCCUGUAAAGAAUGCAGUGCUCCCCUCUCCACCUCCGUCACCGAAGAUACUUGCUCGAUGGGCUCGAUUAAACAGCGCUGAACAAGAAGCUAAAGAGCGUGGCGGGUCAGGGGCUAAACUUAAUUUCGAAGAAUUUGCUAUGCGAAUGCAAGGCGAAAGGGGCAAGAGGCUGGGUUUUGUAGCGAGCUGGAUUGACAUGACUACUUUUUAA
Molecule: messenger RNA, 3351 nt
Organism: Arthroderma uncinatum
Lineage: Eukaryota; Fungi; Ascomycota; Eurotiomycetes; Onygenales; Arthrodermataceae
Product: EF hand domain-containing protein
Exons: 1
Coding region: 1-3351 (1116 amino acids)
Cellular component (GO): cytosol; membrane; intracellular membrane-bounded organelle
Molecular function (GO): zinc ion binding; calcium ion binding
Source: RefSeq, a predicted model, not a curated record